Molecule: messenger RNA, 573 nt
Organism: Aspergillus eucalypticola CBS 122712
Lineage: Eukaryota; Fungi; Ascomycota; Eurotiomycetes; Eurotiales; Aspergillaceae
Exons: 2
Coding region: 1-498 (165 amino acids)
Source: RefSeq, a predicted model, not a curated record
AUGACUAAGCCUAAUCCCAACGACACUAUCGUGUUCCUAUACAUGUGCCUCCUGUAUUCUGACUUCAGAGUUGUCGACUGGAAGGCUCUCAGCGAGGCCACCAACCUCAACAAUGGGGCCGCGCGCAUGCGUUACCACCGUCUGAAGAAGAACCUUGAUGCCGUCAUCAAGAAUGGCAAAUAUGAUCUCAGCAUUGGUUCCGCCACCACCCCGACCAAGAAGCAUGGUUUGGAUAUGAUCACUGCUACCGACAAAGAAAGCAGUGUUGAGCCUAACAGCCCCACCAUCGAACACUCUAGUGGAGUCGUCAGCAUCGCCAAUCUUCUUAACCCGCUUUCCCCCAAACGCAAGAUGGCGGAUGAAGUUGAUGAUGACUCCGAAGCCUCGACCAUCAUCGAUAACAGCUUCCGCUUCAUGCCGAUCUACGCUCCUGUUACGCGUUCCCCCAGCUCGCAGGGUCUGAUGCCGGCCGCGAAGAAGGCUAAGAAGGAGGAGUGAGGAAUCGGUGUUCGUUGCUUGCUUGCUUGUUCACCAUAUGGGAGCUCAGAGAGUCGGUAUUGAGGAAUGGUUUGC